AUGUGUUUCGGCAGCAAGGCCGACAAGGAUGAUACUCCAGCCCCGCGUCCUGCGCAACGGCCUUCUUCACUACAGCAAGACACCAAGAUGACCAGCAACAACCAGCAGCCACAAGACGCGCCGCCAGCUGGCCCGCCUCCGGGGCAGAGUUCGGUGCAGACAUAUGCUCCUCCUGUCGGCCCGCCCCCGAGUCAGUCGUACGCCGCCCCGAGUGGUCCGCCGCCUGGCCGCGCCUAUGACUUUGCACCUCCCUCCGGCCCGCCCCCGUCUCAUGGAGGAUAUGCACCACCACCUGGACCUCCCCCCUCAAACCAGCGGAGUGAUUACGCUCCCCCUCCGGGUCCUCCGCCGGCCCGGAAUGAUUACACUGCUCCUCCGCCGGGUCCUCCGCCGUCGGACUCGAAGAAACACGACUGGGAGACGGCGGUCCCCGAUACUACCCUGUUUCCACCACCCCCGGCCUUCUUCAGUGGGUUUGACCGCUCUCCUGCGAAUAACUCUACUGAGCAGGAGGCUGAAGCAGGCGAGGCGUGGGUGGCCCAGUAUCCUCUCGUCCAGCCCAUCGACCUUGACGCCAGUGCUCUGGAGGCUUUGCGCACGCAUAGGAUAUGGCUUCUCCAGCCCCAAGGAUUCCGUGGCACAAUGGUCCAGCCGGUCUCGGGCAGGUGGGAAGUCACAACGCAAAGGAAUGCCCCCGACAGUACCAUCAUCGGCUACCCGCCUCUGUAUUCGGUCAAGAACAACUCUCCUCUCGCCACCGGUCAUCCCUUCAAGGUCUACUACGAAGUCAAGGUCCGUGGAUCAGCGAGGGAAGUAGACCUUGCCCUUGGCUUCACCGCCCUCCCUUAUCCCAACUUCCGUCUCCCUGGAUGGCAUCGCGGCAGCCUUGCUGUUCACGGCGAUGACGGACACAAGUACAUCAACGACAGAUGGGGCGGUAAGACUUUCACAGAACCCUUCCGUCCCGGUGAGACGCUUGGUGUCGGCAUGUCCUUCACGGCUCAGGGUGGCAGCAUGAGCGUUGACAUCUUUUUCACCCGAGACGGUAGACUUGUUGGCAGCUGGAACCUGCACGAGGAGAGUGACGCCGAGCAAGACUUGCCGGUCACGGGACUGGAGGGGUACCAUGACUUGAGUUGUGCUAUUGGCACCUUCCAGAAAAAUGAGUAUGAUAUCAUCUUUGACCCGAACUUAUGGAAGUAUAGGCCUUGA
This is a messenger RNA of Colletotrichum orchidophilum, 1212 nucleotides long. RefSeq names its product SPRY domain-containing protein. Bases 1 to 1212 code for a protein of 403 amino acids. Lineage: Eukaryota; Fungi; Ascomycota; Sordariomycetes; Glomerellales; Glomerellaceae. The transcript has a single exon. The record is from RefSeq and is a predicted model, not a curated record. Gene Ontology annotation, molecular function: protein binding.